AUGUCUUGCCAACGAAUCACAGUUACAAAAAGGGGAGUAGAGUUAUAAGAGUAAUUAAAGGACAUUUUGAAGAAAAACUAAAAGAUUCAUAAGAUAGAACAUCAGAGAGGUGUAUUUAUUUAAUAAUAUUAUGUAGAUAAUUCUAGUGAUCCGUUGAAGAGGUAGAAUAUCGGCAAGGAAUAGUUUGGAGGAUACUUGGAACUACUGGAGUAGAAAAUGAAUUCGCCAGAGAAGAUUAAAGUGUUUUUGAAUCAAAGAUUUAGCAAUCAGCCAAAGUUUAUAUAAAAGGAAGUGGAGAAGGUUAGUCAGAAGAUCUACAAUUAUGGAAAUUCUUAGUUUAGAUCUCAUCAUUCAUUGCCCUCCUUGGAUUUUAGAUAGGUUUAACACUUAAAGACUAAGUAUAGUGAUGGGUUUUGGAAUAGUUAGAAUCUCUCAAUGACUGGAAAUACGUUCUUCAAGCCUAAAGACGAUGAGGUCAAAACGAGGAAGGUCAAUUACCUAAUGUUUUAAGAAGCUAAGAUCGAAAGAAUGAUCACAAAAUACGAUAAAUUUAAUGAGAAAGCAUAAUUUAUUCCUAGUUUCGAAAAAGGAAAAUAAAAAAACUCGAAUUUGGCCACUGAACUGUUGAAAGCAAUGGAAAAAAAGGACAAUGAAAACAAGAGUGGAAUCCAUUCAAGAAAUCAAUUAGAAACAUGCUUAAAAUCUCGAUUUAAUGGAAUACAACAGUUAAAGAAGGGAGCGAUUUCAUCAAACUAUGACAGACAUCAUUGGGACAAUCUAAGAGUAGGUAAAUGA
Molecule: messenger RNA, 795 nt
Organism: Paramecium tetraurelia
Lineage: Eukaryota; Ciliophora; Oligohymenophorea; Peniculida; Parameciidae
Exons: 3
Source: RefSeq, a predicted model, not a curated record